AUGGCUCUCCGUUUGUCAAAAUUCGGUGGCACAGUGAUAGCUCUUUCGAAAACGAAGGAGAACCUCGACAUCCUAACCAAACAAGACUCGAAGAUCGAGACCCUCUGCGUAAACUUGCGAGACUGGCACGCGACCAGAAAAGCAAUCAAAAGCGUUCUGCCCAUCGACCUUUUGGUAAAUAACGCCGGAGUAGCUUGUCUGAGGCCGUUUUUGCAAGCCACUCAGGAUGACUUCGAUCUGACUUUCGACGUCAAUGUCAAACAGAUAUUGAACGUUUCGCAAAUCGUCGCGGAGAAUAUGAUCCAGAGAAAAGUCGCCGGAAGCAUUGUUAAUAUAUCGUCCCAAGCUAGCCAAGCUGCGCUCAAAGAUCACGCGAUAUACUGCGCUUCCAAGGGAGCUUUGGACAUGCUAACGAAGUAA
Molecule: messenger RNA, 420 nt
Organism: Nasonia vitripennis (jewel wasp)
Lineage: Eukaryota; Metazoa; Arthropoda; Insecta; Hymenoptera; Pteromalidae
Product: L-xylulose reductase
Exons: 1
Coding region: 1-420 (139 amino acids)
Biological process (GO): glucose metabolic process; xylulose metabolic process
Molecular function (GO): L-xylulose reductase (NADPH) activity; carbonyl reductase (NADPH) activity
Source: RefSeq, a predicted model, not a curated record